GUCACUCUCCUCUCUGUGUCCUUUCCAGCCACAGCAGAAGCCAUCAUGUACUCUCAGACCUCCUCCAGCUCCAUCAGGAUGUCCCGAUCCGGGGGCUCCAUGAUUGGCGGCAGCAGCGCACGAAUGUCGAUGAGGGCCGGCAGCGUGUGCGGCGGUGCUGGAGGCUCUGGGACCCGCAUCUCCUCUGCAAUCUCCCGGGGUGGGAGCUUCGGUGGUGGGAGCUUCGGUGGUGGUUUCGCUAAUGGCUUCGCUAGUGGCUUCGGUGGCGCCAGCGGUGGCUUCUCGUCCUCCAUGAGCUACAGCGUGUCUGGCAUGGACGACAGCGUGAUCGGCAACGAGAAGUUCACCAUGCAGAACCUGAACGACCGCCUGGCCACCUACCUGGCCAAGGUGCGCGCCCUGGAGAAGGCCAACGCCGAGCUGGAGCUGAAGAUCAGGCAGUAUGUGGAGAGCAAGGUCGGCCCUGCCACCCGCGACUACAGCGCCUUCUUCGUCACCAUCGCUGACCUCCAAACGAAGAUCCAGAACGCCGUCAAACUGAACGGAUCCGUCCACCUGAACAUCGAUAACGCCCGCCUGGCUGCCGAAGACUUCCGGACCAAGUUUGAGAACGAGCUGGCCAUGCGUCAGUCAGUGGAGGCCGACAUCGCCGGGCUGAGGAGGGUCCUGGACGAGCUGACUCUGGCCAGAACCGACCUGGAGAUGCAGAUCGAGGGCCUGAAGGAGGAGCUCAUCUUCCUCAAGAAGAACCACGAGGAGGAGCUGCUGGCCAUGCGCUCUCAGAUGAGCGGCCAGGUCCAUGUGGAGGUGGACGCCGCUCCUCAGGAGGACCUCACCAAGGUCAUGGCGGAGAUCAGAGAGCACUACGAGGCUGUUGCUGCCAAGAACCAGAGGGAGCUGGAGACCUGGUUCCAGAACAAGAAAGAGGCUUUGAACAAAGAGGUGGUCAUCCAGACCACCACCCUGCAGACGUCUCGCACAGAGAUCACAGAGGUCAAACGUACGUUGCAGUCUCUGGAGAUCGAGCUGCAGUCCUUGUUGGGCAUGAAAGCGUCGCUGGAGGGAACUCUGGCAGAGACACAGAGCCGCUACGCCAUGCAGCUGUCUGGCUACCAGACGCAGGUGACGUGCCUGGAAGAGCAGCUGGUGCAGCUUAAGGCCGACAUGGAGAGGCAGUCCCACGAGUACAAGAUGCUGCUGGACAUCAAGACCAGACUGGAGAUGGAGAUCGCCGAGUACAGGAGGCUGCUGGACGGAGAGGCCAGCAGCAGCUCCAGCAUCAGCAGCUCGUCCUCCUCGAGCACAUCGACCCGACGGGUGGUAACAGUGGUGGAGGAGGUGGUCGAUGGGAAGGUGGUCUCCACUUCUUCCAAAUCUUCAUCUUCAUCUUACAAGCUGACGAAUUAAGUGUGGAUGACAGCAGAGCAUCAGUUUGUUUUCUCUGUUCACUCAGCAGAGAAUCUGAUCAGAAAAUAAAACGAGAGUCCAAAGAAA
Molecule: messenger RNA, 1494 nt
Organism: Stegastes partitus (bicolor damselfish)
Lineage: Eukaryota; Metazoa; Chordata; Actinopteri; Pomacentridae
Product: keratin, type I cytoskeletal 13-like
Exons: 8
Coding region: 46-1407 (453 amino acids)
Cellular component (GO): cytoskeleton
Molecular function (GO): structural molecule activity
Source: RefSeq, a predicted model, not a curated record